Molecule: messenger RNA, 4387 nt
Organism: Phyllostomus discolor (pale spear-nosed bat)
Lineage: Eukaryota; Metazoa; Chordata; Mammalia; Chiroptera; Phyllostomidae
Gene: EEF1A1
Product: eukaryotic translation elongation factor 1 alpha 1
Exons: 8
Coding region: 265-1653 (462 amino acids)
Biological process (GO): translation; translational elongation
Molecular function (GO): GTPase activity; translation elongation factor activity; GTP binding
Source: RefSeq, a predicted model, not a curated record
CGACGUGUGCUCUUCAGUGGGCUUACUGCACAUCACCCACAGUCCCCGAACAGUGGGGGGAGGGGACGGAGAUUGAACGGGUGCCCGGUGGAGGUGGCGCGGGGUAAGCUGGGAAAGUCGUGUCGUGUGCUGGCUCCACCCACUUCCCCGAGGGUGGGGGAGAGCCGUAUAUAAGUGCCGUAGUCCCCCUGAACGUUCUUUUUCGCAACGGGUUUGCCGCCAGAAUACAGGUGUCGAGAAAACCACCACUAAAUCAAAGCCAAAAUGGGAAAGGAAAAGACGCACAUCAACAUUGUGGUUAUUGGACAUGUAGAUUCCGGCAAGUCUACCACUACUGGCCAUCUGAUCUACAAAUGUGGUGGGAUUGACAAAAGAACCAUCGAAAAAUUUGAGAAGGAGGCUGCUGAGAUGGGAAAGGGCUCCUUCAAGUAUGCCUGGGUCUUGGAUAAACUGAAAGCUGAACGUGAGCGUGGUAUCACCAUUGAUAUCUCCCUGUGGAAAUUCGAAACCAGCAAAUAUUACGUGACCAUCAUUGAUGCCCCAGGACACAGAGACUUUAUCAAGAACAUGAUUACGGGGACGUCUCAGGCUGACUGUGCUGUCCUGAUCGUUGCUGCUGGUGUUGGUGAGUUUGAAGCAGGUAUCUCCAAGAAUGGGCAGACCCGUGAGCAUGCCCUUCUGGCUUACACGCUGGGUGUGAAACAGCUGAUUGUUGGUGUUAACAAAAUGGAUUCCACUGAGCCACCCUACAGCCAGAAGAGAUACGAGGAAAUUGUUAAAGAAGUCAGCACCUACAUUAAGAAGAUUGGCUACAACCCUGACACAGUAGCAUUUGUGCCAAUUUCUGGUUGGAAUGGCGACAACAUGCUGGAACCAAGUGCUAAUAUGCCUUGGUUCAAGGGAUGGAAAGUCACCCGGAAAGAUGGCAGUGCCAGUGGAACCACACUGCUUGAAGCUCUGGAUUGCAUCCUGCCACCAACUCGUCCAACUGAUAAGCCCCUGCGUCUGCCUCUCCAGGAUGUCUACAAAAUUGGUGGCAUUGGUACUGUCCCUGUGGGCCGAGUGGAAACUGGUGUUCUCAAACCUGGCAUGGUGGUCACCUUUGCUCCAGUCAAUGUUACAACUGAAGUAAAGUCUGUUGAAAUGCACCAUGAAGCUUUGAGUGAAGCUCUUCCUGGGGACAAUGUGGGCUUCAACGUCAAGAACGUGUCUGUCAAAGAUGUUCGUCGUGGCAAUGUGGCUGGUGACAGCAAAAAUGACCCACCAAUGGAAGCUGCUGGCUUCACAGCUCAGGUGAUUAUCCUCAACCAUCCAGGCCAAAUCAGUGCUGGAUAUGCACCCGUUCUGGAUUGUCACACAGCUCAUAUUGCUUGCAAAUUUGCUGAGCUGAAGGAAAAGAUUGAUCGUCGCUCUGGGAAAAAGCUGGAAGAUGGCCCAAAGUUUUUGAAAUCUGGCGAUGCUGCCAUUGUUGACAUGGUUCCUGGCAAGCCCAUGUGUGUUGAGAGCUUCUCUGACUAUCCUCCUCUGGGCCGCUUUGCUGUUCGUGACAUGAGGCAGACAGUUGCUGUUGGUGUCAUCAAAGCAGUGGACAAGAAGGCAGCUGGAGCUGGCAAAGUCACCAAGUCUGCCCAGAAAGCUCAGAAGGCUAAAUGAAUAUUACCCCCAACACCUGCCACCCCAGUCUUAAUCAGUGGUGGAAGAACGGUCUCAGAACUGUUUGUCUCAAUUGGCCACUUAAGUUUAAUAGUAAAGGACUGGUUAAUGAUUACAAUGCAUCGUAAAACCUUCAGAAGGAAAGGAGAAUGUUUUGUGGACCAUUCGGUUUUUUUGUGUGUGUGGCAGUUUUUAAGUUAUUAGUUUUUAAAAAUCAGUACUUUUUAAUGGAAACAACUUGACCAAAAUCUGUCACAGAAUUUUGAGACCCAUUAAAACAAAGUUUAAUGAGAAACCUGUGUGUUCUUUCAGUCAACACUGUAAUUUUCUUUUUAUGUUAUUUAGGUUAAAAGUACCCCAUAACCUAUUUCUGGUGUUAUAUUUGCUGAUGAUUCAGAAUUGGAUAAAUCUGUUAGGGUUUUUCUUUCCUGGGUGGGAACUUUUUCGCCUUGUCCUGGGGGAAGGAAUCUGUUUUAAGUAGUAAAAGCUGUGGGAGGGGCUCUGGUGCAACACUAAAUAGGUUAGGAUAAAGUAACUGUUUACGUGUAAGCUAGUUUAUAAAGGCCAAAUUCUGGUAUAGUAAGUCCACAUGUGUUUCAUAUAAAAGUUUUGUAGUUAACAUCAAGUAAAUUUUGUUAAUGUCAAAUCGAGUUUCCAUUUUUACUGAAAUGUGAAUUCACGUUUACAGAUGAUGAGCUAGUUUAAAGAACUUAAAAUGAGGUUUAACUAGUAUUGAGCACUGUCUUGCUACAGUUAAUUGUAUCUAGAUUCUAGGAAAAAAUAAAUGAUACUGGAAGUUGAGUGUGUUUUGUCACUUUAAAUACUUAUGAAAGUGUCCACUUUCAAUAAGUUGGAUAAAGCAACAUUGCCACAUGGAGGCUAAACCUAGAGUUUAAAGAGGUGGAGUGGCAAAUUAGUGUAAAUGAGGGGGAAGGACCUAGUUUGGAAAUUUUGCUUGGUGCCACUUGAACAUUACACCAUUCAAAGUUAACAAAGUUGCUAAAAUUUGUUGGACACCAAAAGUGAACACUUAAAGGAUAAAAUUUAGUAAGUUGCAUGCAAUGAUUGGUUACAGGGGAAGAUAGGUGUCAUUUGUUACUAGAAUGUUUACUUGGGUGUGACAGCUGUCAGUAAAAGUCUUGCAUUUGAUAGUGUUAGGGCACGAGGCAUUCCAAAAGUCUGAAAUUAGGAUAUAUACCCAGUUGAAAGUGGCAAAAUCACAUCUAUGUUACGUGGUUAAGGUUAUGUGAGGAUGGAUCCUGUUAAUUUUCAAGUUGAUUACAAUUUGAAAUGUCUUUAGAAACUACUAGCUGAAACGUUGAUGACGUGUAAAGAGUAUUAAAAGACUUGUUACAUGAGGCAACUCUACCCCUUAGGGUUUUACAACUAUGUUGCAUAUUUACAGUGAUAAGUUUUAAAAAGCAGGUGACUGAUAGAAAAGCAAAUUUAACACACUUGUAAGCCCGACUAGCGUAGGGUCUACUGUCCAAUCUCCCACAUCAAUGUCUAACUGCAGAGAAUAGGAAGGAUGGCAAGGAGAGUCCAGGAAGUGAGUUUACCUAGAUACAUGCAUCUUCACAACUCUUACAUGUAAGUUAAUUGCACCACCUACUGGUGGUCAGUCACUACAAAUUGUUUUAUAUUUCAUGGAUUGUUUUGCUUUACUGAGUUCUUAAACCUAACGGCAUUUCUUUGAGUUUUAAUUGAUUAAAAAGGAACUACUAGAGUGGCUUCAUAAAACCAGAACAAACUGGUGCAUUAAAACCACUUUUAAAGGUUUUCUUUAGAAAGGGAAAGGGAGAGAAAUAUCUGGUUGCCUGUCACAUGGACCUCACUGGGGACCUGAUUGGGAAUCAAACUGGCACCCCUUUGGUUUGCAGCCUGGGCUCAAUCCACUGAGCUAACACCAGCUGGGCUGAAAACCAGUUUUACAUUUUAAAUUGCCCACAUGCUAUAAUAGCUGUAAAGGUCUCAGAAUCUUACUGAGAUUUGUUCCCAGGAACACCGGUGUGGCUUUAGAAUAUGAAAAAAAAUUGGAAAGGCAACCUGGUUGAGUGAGGAGUUAAGCACAGAUUAUCUGUAGGGCAUGUCUGAUUUUUUAAAAACUUUUUAUUCUGUGCCCUUCAAUAGGCAGUGCAAAAUAGCGAAGUUUUGGUCAUUUCAGAACACAAUUAUACCCUCACCUUUUCUGUAGUUAACCCUAUCGAUUCACUUCCCAUAUCUCAGGUACAUCAAGAACUCAGUUAUUGAUCAAGAACCCAGACUAGUAUUGACAAUUUAUACUGAACUACUAACAUUUAACCCAGUCUUGUUGCUUUUACAAUAAGGAAUGCAUGCGGUUAUUACUUUGCCAACAUUACCUUGGGGUUGUAGUGACUUAGCAUUUCUGUCUUCCUGUGGUGAUUCCAAAAAACUUCAUUUAGAGGUUCUGACUUAAAUAUCCCUGGCUCUGAUCAGAUUAUCUACAGCUAACAGCUCUCCCAUAGCAUUAAGAAACACCUAAAAUCGCCUUAGUAUCUUGAAUAUUUGGUAUUUAAAAGUUUCCUUUAGGCAAAAUGUAAAUUGACCAUAAUUUCGCAGGAAAGGGUCAAUGGUUACAUUGCUAAAUAGGAGGUUGACUAAGGUCUGGUGUAGCAGUAAGGUGGGCACUGCAGAAGCAGUUUUCUCAAGAACAUAAAUUCAUUUGUUUUUUUGAGUUCUGGUUCUGCCCAAUAAAGGCUAUUAACUGUACAAA